UUCAGGUGAUUUUCCCAGUUGGGAACUAUUUUUUCCAAUUAUUCCGACACCACAUGAAUGCAGCGUAACUAUCUAGCAAUAGGAGGCUUCCAAGAACAACAACGUCUGUGCUAUCAGUGAUUUUCCCUUUCCGUGGACGCUGGUUGUGAACAACAGGCAGCUGGACUGAUGCUGUUCUUCCAGCAUCUGAACUGAACCUGAACUGACUGGCAAGCUCUUCUACUGGUGAGACUCUGUUGCUGCCAUGUCAAGGCGAAGCAGGAAUAGUCGUGCAUGGCGAUAUGUUUGGGGUGGGAUACGACGGGAUGCUGAUGCUCAGGCACUUGAAGAAUGGAGCUAUGACGGCCUAGAGUACAGUGAUUCAGACUCUGAGGCGGAUUUUUCAGCAGUGAUGGUCCCUCCAGUCCCCAGUGCAGUGCCUGUCACCGGAGAGUCCUACUGUGGCUGUGACUCCCAGGCUGAGACUAACUACAACCCUCGUCUGCGAGGUUUUCACCAGGUUAAAGACUGCCACUGUGGAGAGGAUGACCAAGAGUUUGACUGGGUUUGGGAUGCCAACAGCCGAUCGACAGCAACAUUAUUGAGCUGCGACAAUCGAAAAGUGAACUUUCACUCUGAAUACAGCUGUGGCACAGCAGCAAUCCGUGGCUCCAAAGAGCUGGCUGAAGGGCAGCACUUCUGGGAGAUCAAGAUGACGUCCCCAGUGUAUGGAACAGACAUGAUGGUCGGCAUCGGUACUUCUGAUGUCAAUCUUGACAAAUACAGACACACGUUCUGCAGCCUGUUGGGAAAAGAUGCAGACAGCUGGGGUCUUUCUUACACUGGCUUGUUGCUUCAUAAAGGAGACAAGAUGAACUUUUCCUCCCGGUUCGGACAGGGGUCAAUCAUUGGAAUCCAUCUGGACACGUGGCACGGCACACUCACUUUCUUCAAAAAUCGCAAGUGUAUAGGUGUCGCUGCCACAGAGCUACAAAAUAAGAGGUUUUAUCCGAUGGCGUGCUCCACAGCAGCGAAGAGCAGCAUGAAGGUGAUCAGAUCCUGCUCUGCGUCCACCUCCCUGCUGUACCUUUGCUGUGCUCGCCUUCGCCAGCUGCUGCCAGACUGUAUAGACACCCUGGAUGUGUUACCACUGCCGCCCGGCCUUCGCCAGUUGCUCCACAACAAACUGGGUUGGGUGCUCAGUCUCAACAGUGGCACCACAGAUGGAGCCCCAGAUGGGCCCGAGCGCCCCCCACGCUUGCCUGUCCCCCCUUUGGCUGGACCGUCCUCCUCUGAGAGUGACUCAGAGGGUUGUACGUCUGACCCCGAAGCCUGUCAGAGGAAGAGAUGCCGCUGGACAUGACUGGACAGCUUGACUCCUACCUCCUCUUAAGCACUGGCAGACGUUAAUGUCCUGUGGCGUCUAAUCUAGUGUUUCCUACCUGCCUCAAGCUUUCCUCAACGUCAGUGUUAUCCAGUAGUGAAGAAAAUAACCAGGAUGGGAGUGGUACCUAGGUGGAAAACUGUGAAGGUAGUAUUUCUGCCUACACGCUUUUACUGUGAUCUUCUCUCAUGCCAUUCAGAUGUCUUCAUGCUCAUCAUACAUUCAGUAUCCAAAUCAGCUUUAGUAAUAAGUGAAAAGAUGUGGUGUUAUGUUGUUAGCUAUCAUAAUUUGUUGCAAUUAUGUAUGGGGAUUAGUGAAAUGGUGCAGGAAUGGACUGUACAGUGUAACACUGAAGUCAAGUAUGGCCACAUUUUGGUGGUCAUCAUGAUAUAUUUGCAUAAAGGGGGUUUAAAAAAAUGAGAGACUGUAUAUUUUCUGUGUUUUUAACCUGUAUGCAAAUAAUGUAUAUUGUUCUCAACCUCAAUGUUAUCAAUGCAUUAUCAUAAUAAUCUGUUACCUGUUUUAUUUGCAUCUGCAAUUUUUUUUGUUAGGUUGCCAAAGUUAGAAUGAGUGGGGCAGUGUGUCCUGCGAGUGGAACAGACAGGAAGCUGCACACAAUACGUCUCAGAAUAUUCUUUAUUUCUUACCCACAGAUUACAGCUCUUAAGCAAAAACUUAACAAUAACAACUAUCAAAAAAUGUUUAGACCAAUCAAAAACUUGAGAAAUGUUAGAAAGAGGUGAAAUGGACCUGAAUGUACUGUACUUUUAGUCCUCCAAAAAUUAAGAGACCCUAACCCUAACCCAUAGAGCAGCCAUCAUCUCAUCAACAACUCACACACCUAUGAUUCCUUUUCACAUAAUUCUAUAUUUCUUGAGAAAUAAAGUUACAAGUCAAACAUUUGUUACGUUUAUGGCAACAACCGUCUGUCACCAGAUUUAGAAAGUCUCCUGUUGAAAUGUUAUGCUUCUUAUUUGUAGAAACUCUGGAUUUUUUUUUUUUUUUUUUUUUUUACAGAUGUAAACAGUAGAAUACAUUAUUUGGUGUAGCUCUUUUAAAUCUGAUCAUGAGACAAGCAUGCCACUCAGAAGAUACUGCCACGCAAAGUAACUUUUCACUGCUGUUAUACCUUAUCGUUUUUUAGAACUUUUUAAAAAGUUAGUUUCUUUGAUUGACAAAAUGUGAUAUUAUGAGCAGUUUUAAUGUUUGUUUUUUUUGUACUGAUCUGCUUAUGCAAGUAUGUUCUUUUGGUUUUCCCAAAGCCUUGUCCCAUCACUUCCUUUACUAACUCCUCUUGACUGUAAUUCAUUAAGGUCGUACUCUAUUCUGAAUCCUUUUAACACUCAGCCCAUGUUGGCCUUACAGUUGGCUGUAAAAAGUUGAUGAUGAUAGUUAGAGGUUUUUACAGCAAAUUAGAAAAUUAGUUUUAAUAUGGUUACAGAAACGUCUCACACUGCUCCUGCGGCAUUAUCUACCACUCAGCUCUCUGUGUGCUUAGUGUGUUUCUAACAAUUUUUUUUUUUUUUUUUUAAAUAUGGCUAAAAACACUGUUAACAUAUUGAGCACAUGGAAGAACAGUAGGUGGAUUAUACCGCAGGAGUGGUUUGCAAUGUUUCUGUGGAUGUUAUGAUUUUUUCUUUUUUUCUCCGUGAAAUACAAACCUUUAUGGCCACCUUUCAAGCCGACGGGGGCUGAGUAGUGUUAAGAUCAAAUCAAGUAUAACUUGAUCAUAAAUGACUGAGAAGGUGAACGUUACCCCUUGGCUCGGGUAUGUAAAUAAUUCUUAUUUUUACUUUCUUCGGAGUAUCAAACCAUGCCAAUAUAAGUAUUAAAAUCAUGUUUGACCCAGAUGUUGAAGCCAACUGCUGCCUCAGUCACCAGUCUUUGAUCACGUUCACUCCUCAAGGAUCUUAAGUAGACAUACACAAAGAUUUAAGGUACUAUGCAAUACGGGCAUCUUAUAUGAUGUUUUCUUUAGAAGGAAUGCGUGUUUUAAGAUGAUGGAGGCACUGACACAACAACAGCAGUGAAGGUACCAGAGGACCGUGAUCAUUGGUGAUAUGACACACUUAAUCAUGUCCAGCUGUGUGAUUUAUCAGAUUUAUCCCUAAAGAUCUAGUAAUGUAACCACCAAGAGGUUAGUCGUAGUCCAGUAGAUGUAUUUUUGUGUCUUAUUUUCACAGUAUUUGUCUUCAUAUUGAUGCAUCCAAGCACUUUUUCUUACUGUUGUUAUGUAAAUAGAAAGAAAUUCUAAGUGUUUCUUCUGUACCAUGUCAUAUUAAUAAUACUGUAUGUGGAGGCCUUUACCCGCCUUUUUCUGUAUAACUUAUCAGCAUGAUUUUCAGCUGAAAAUAAAAUGAAUGCUAAAUAUGCA
Messenger RNA from Sander lucioperca (pikeperch), 3737 nucleotides. It is a transcript of the gene spsb3a, whose product is annotated as splA/ryanodine receptor domain and SOCS box containing 3a. NCBI's taxonomy places the organism in Eukaryota, Metazoa, Chordata, Actinopteri, Perciformes, Percidae. Gene Ontology annotation, molecular function: protein binding. Gene Ontology annotation, cellular component: SCF ubiquitin ligase complex. The transcript is spliced from 7 exons. Gene Ontology annotation, biological process: proteasome-mediated ubiquitin-dependent protein catabolic process. The record is from RefSeq and is a predicted model, not a curated record. The coding region runs from base 245 to 1342 and encodes 365 amino acids.